CUUACUUUCAUCUUUUAUUCGAGAAUUGACAGCUUGAUACUGUAUGAAUCCCAAAGCUUAGAACCACUUUUUCAACAUACUCGGAACUUUGGUUGACAAUCCUUCCACACCGCCCACCGCUGAAAUACAAAACUCUCUUCUCGGCCCUCGGUCCAAUGUUGUUAUGCCCUCUGAAAGCAUAGGAGGUCCCAAAGAACCGGUCAUUCAUCGUUCUUGAAGAUCUUUUCUCUUCUGGUCUUGGACUUGUACACGGAGGUAGCUCCCCUCGGCACAAAAUGCAUCUUUACCACAGAAUAGUCUUGCCCUUUAUGCAUUUUGAUAACCUCGUUCCCUCUCAUCUUGUAUCCUUCACCAGUUUACCCCGUUUAAGCUCUGAAGAUCCUAGAGACGGUGAAACAGGGCAGUGAUUAACUUCCGGACAUGCCUGGUUGAAGGAUCUCUGUCCCGGCAGCUCCUUCGAUUACCAUGGAGCUUCUUAGCGAGCGUGGGGGAAAGUAACUUUGAUAAGCUAUGAAGGAUUUUAUUAUAGAUAAUAGUUCAAUUCUUCAUAUAGCCGGUGUCCAGCAAUUUCAUAAAACGUUCAUGUGCUUGCCGUGACCAUCACAGACAUUGACAGUAUCAACACUUGCUCAUGAUGGUGGAAACCAACCAGCCUGAGGCGAUUGCCAUCAUAUCUGUUUUUUGUGCGGUUAGCACUUUCUUUAUGGCGUUGAGAGUUUGGUCCAGAAUCAUUGCUUGGAAAGAGGAUAGGAGCUGGGACGCUUUGCUCGUUUGGAGCGAUGUUCUUCUUAUGAUUGCAUACGUACUGGCAGCUGCAGAGGUUUAUGUUGUCAUCACUUACACUCUCAUCACUUGGCAAGGAUAUCAUAAAGUGGACAUUCCAAAACUCAGCGUCGAACAGAGAGUCCGCGGUCAGAAAUACAACCUCGCCAACCAGCUACUUUACAACCCAAUCCUAUCCCUAGUCAAGGCAUCCGUCAUGUUCUUCCUCCUACGAAUUGGAAACACAAAGAAGUUCGUCAAGUAUGCUCUGUAUUUUGCCCAAGCUCUGAAUCUAGCUCUCGCCAUAGCCAUCUUCUUCGCAGACGCAUUCCAGUGCACACCAGCUCAUUAUAUGUACGACAAGAUCAAAAUGGAUGCUGAGGCUCGGAAAGCUGCUGGAGCCGAUGCUAAGGGCCAAGUUGACGGGGUAACCAUCUACGGUGGAACUUGUAUCAAUCAGAUACGAUUCUUUCUCGUUUCUGCAGGACUGGCAAUCGUGACUGAUGUCAUCACGCUAAUCAUUCCUACGAUAAUCGUCUGGGAUCUACAGAUGCCGAUGAGAAAGAAGAUUAUUGCAAGCGGCAUGUUAAGUGUGGGAGUACUCGUUACCGGAACCUCAGUGGCUCGUCUUGUCAUAUACCACUGGCGUUUCAAUCCAAAAAAUAAAGACGCCAGCUAUCAGAUCGGCUACACUAUAUCUUCAGCAGAAGCCAAUCUAGCCAUCGCCUGUGGGGCAAUACCUUCUCUGGGGCCCUUAAUGCGACGAAUCGCUCCAACGGUUUUCGGUUCCACAAACGCUUCACAGUCACGACCAACUCCGUCGGGGUAUUUGCAACAGUCGAAGACCAGCACAAGGGAGCAGUACAAAUUGAAGUCAUAUAAUUCGAAUAACACGAACUGGCCAUCUUCAAAACAUAAAACAGAGGCAUGGUCGAGUGAUGAGAACAUUUUGGUUUCGAACUCUAAUAACGGCAUCACGAAACAUGUCCAUGUAGACGUGGCGUAUAGCGAGGCAGCGUCGGUAGAGGACAGGGUUGAGAAGAGACAGGACAUUUGAACUUUCGAAGACGAUGGAACUGAAACGGGAAUAUGAAAGCGCUACACUCAUACAGG
Molecule: messenger RNA, 1875 nt
Organism: Cadophora gregata
Lineage: Eukaryota; Fungi; Ascomycota; Leotiomycetes; Helotiales; Ploettnerulaceae
Exons: 6
Coding region: 632-1819 (395 amino acids)
Source: RefSeq, a predicted model, not a curated record